AUGUUAUCCCNCUUUGGCUGCUGGGCCUCCAUAAGCGCCCAGGCCGGGGCCACCCCUGCGGUGACAACGGAGGGCCUCAACACCACCGAGGUAGCCCAAGCCACUCGCGGACCCUCCCUGUCACUUAGGCCUACGCGGACCCCCAAGGCCCCGGGGCCCUCCUCCGGCCCCAGGCCCACCCCAGUCACGGACGUUGCUGCUUUGUGUGUCUGUGACUUGUCCCCAGCACAGUGUGAUGUCAACUGCUGUUGUGAUCCCGACUGCAGCUCCAUAGAUUUCAGUGUUUUUGCUACCUGCUCAGUUCCAGUUGUCACGGGUGAUAGCCAGUUUUGUAGUCAAAAAGCAGCCAUCUAUUCGUUGAAUUUUUCAGCAAACCCACCUCAAAGGGUGUUUAAAGUUGUUGACCAGAUUAAUCCGUCUAUUUUCUGCAUUCAUAUUACAAACUAUAAACCUGCACUAUCCUUUAUUAAUCCAGAAGUGCCUGAUGAAAAGAAUUUUGAUAAAUUGAUGAAAACAUCUGAUGGUUUUACAUUGAAUGCAGAAUCAGAUGCUUCUUUCACAACCAAAUUGGAUGCUCCAAAUUCUGCUAAAUAUGAGUAUGGGUCUCAGCUGCAGACUUCAGAUUCAUUUCUGAGAUUUCCUUCACCUCUAACGUCAUCUCUGUGCACUGAUAAUAACCCUGCAGCGUUUCUGGUGAACCAGGCUGUUAAGUGCAGCAGAAGGAUAAAUUUAGAACAGUGUGAAGAAAUUGAAGCCCUUCACAUGGCUUAUUACAGCAGCCCUAAAAUUUUGAAGGUGCCUAAUUCAAGAAUAAAGGUCCCUAUCACUGUUCAGUCCAUUGUCAUUCAGUCUCUAAAUAAAACACUAACCCUCCUGGAAGGCACUGAUGUACAGCAGCCAUCCCUUGUCAAUGCUGGGCAUGUUAGAAUCUGCAAUAACGUCGUUCUUGAGGUAAAGUACAGCCUCAUAUAUACAGAUGCAGGGGAAGUAACAAAGGCUGGUCUCUCUUUCCUCCUGGGGACAGUUAGCAGUGCUGUGGUUCCACUACAGCAAAAGUUUGAAAUUCAUUUUAUUCAGCAAAAUACAAAGCCAGUUCCUCUCAGUGGAAACCCUGGUUAUGUUGUGGGGCUCCCAUUAGCUGCUGGGUUUCAGCCUCAGGAGGGGUCCGGGAUUAUUCAGGUCAUGAAUAGAUAUGGACAACUAACUAUUCUUCGUAGCACAACUGAGCAAGACUGCUUAGACAUUGAGGGGAUCCGGACCCCAGUACUAUUUGGUUACAAUAUACAAUCUGGCUGUAAACUAAGGCUGCCCAGUGCUCUCCCUUGUUGGCUUGUAGUGCAGAAGGUGAAGAGCCUGCUGAAGGGCCAGGGUUUCCCGGAUUAUGUGGCCCCUUUCGGAAAUUCCCGGGCCCAGGAUGUGCUGGACUGGGUGCCUAUCCACUUUGUCACCCAGUCAUCCAACAUGAAGGAUUCUUGCCAGCUCCCAGUGGCUUUGGUUAUGGAAGUGAAGUGGACUAAAUACGGAUCCUUACUGAACCCACAGGCCAAAAUAGUAAAUGUAACUGCAAAUCUAAUUUCAUCCUCAUUUCAAGAGAUCAACACAGGAAGCGAAAGGACGAUUCUUAUUUCCACUGCAGUUACUUUUGUGGAUGUGUCUGCACCUGCAGAGGCUGGCUUCAGAGCCCCGCCAACCAUCAAUGCCAGACUGCCCUUUAAUUUCUUCUUCCCAUUUGUUUGAUAAUGCUCAUAUGAAAAGAUGCGCUGGUCCUUCAACAGACAUGUGAAAUUUGAAAACAGUACAUUUGGUGAGAUUAAACUUGUAACUGUCCAGCUUCA
Molecule: messenger RNA, 1835 nt
Organism: Galeopterus variegatus (Sunda flying lemur)
Lineage: Eukaryota; Metazoa; Chordata; Mammalia; Dermoptera; Cynocephalidae
Gene: TCTN1
Product: tectonic family member 1
Exons: 15
Coding region: 1-1737 (578 amino acids)
Biological process (GO): protein localization to ciliary transition zone; cilium assembly
Cellular component (GO): MKS complex
Source: RefSeq, a predicted model, not a curated record